Anoplopoma fimbria (sablefish) is the source of this 4199-nucleotide messenger RNA. RefSeq names its product ubiquitin associated and SH3 domain containing Ba (gene ubash3ba). NCBI's taxonomy places the organism in Eukaryota, Metazoa, Chordata, Actinopteri, Perciformes, Anoplopomatidae. Gene Ontology annotation, molecular function: protein binding. The coding region runs from base 683 to 2620 and encodes 645 amino acids. The transcript is spliced from 14 exons. The record is from RefSeq and is a predicted model, not a curated record.
CCUCCCUCCCUCGACGCUUUUCUUCCUACUGCCUCCACCAGUGUGAUUAAUUUUACAACAGCGCAUCCAACCGAGCAGAGCGUGUGUUACUCUCAGUUUAGCCCAUAUUCCGCCCGAAAACCACCAAGACUUCCUGUCCCUCUCACAAAUCCGCGUACUGCCUCUUUAACUAAAGGGGACGCGCAGUUGAGAGCUGUAACAUUUUACAGGCUGAACAUCCGCUCAGUCAGGACCCAUUCAUAAAUAAGACAUCGUGUGGAAAAGAAAGCUCAUAUAGCAUCUGUUUUUUUCAUUCAGUUGGUCGUAUGCUAAGGGGGCGAGCAGGAACCAGACAUGUUCGCCUCGGUCGGGUACUGUGGAUCGGGGCCACGGCUGAGAGGGCAGAAGUGACUUCCCAUGGCUGACCCCCUGCCGAUGGUUUUGACUUUAUGUGCGAGCCGUCAGGAGGCAGCUUGAUCUAGCUCAGGAGCAUUUGUCAAACCCACCAAAAAAAAAAAAAAAAAAAAAAUGCUCGUUCUUCUUCGGAAGGUUUGGUGUUUUGUUGAUGAUUCCGCCCUACUCAGGGCAUCCUCGUUUAAAUAGUCUACCACUUCCAUCUUCCUUUUAUUUUUUUUAUUUUUUUAAAUAAAUAAAAACACACCAGAGGAGACGAGGACCUGUCAUACCGAUGGAGCUGUGAGUUAUGGCAGCUAAAGAGGACCUGUAUGCCAAAGUGACGCCGCGGAGGCAGCGGCAGAGCCGGCCGAGCACCAUCAAACAUGGGUCCACUCUGGACGUGCUGCUGUCCAUGGGCUUCCCCAAGACCAGGGCCUUGAAAGCUCUGGUUUCGACAGGAGGGAAAAACGUCCAGGCAGCUUGUGACUGGCUCUUCUCCCACGUGGAUGACCCGUUCUUGGAUGACCCUCUGCCCAGAGAGUAUGUGUUGUAUCUGCGACCGAGUGGGCCACUGCUCCAGCAGCUCACGCACUUCUGGCAGCAGUCCCGCCUCUCCUGUGGCAAGAACAAGGCACACAACAUCUUCCCCCACAUCACCCUCUGCCAGUUCUUCAUGUGUGCCGACGGGAAGGUGGAGGCUCUGACCGACGCUCUCCAGACCACCGUGACCAAGUGGAAGGGUCGCAUACCCAUGCCCCUCCCGCUGGAGCUCUACACCUCCUCCACCUUUAUUGGCCUCUUUGUGGAUGAGCAGAUGGCGGAGGUGCUGAAGAGUUUCGCGUCUGAUUUUGCAACUGAAGCAACAGCUAAAGCAGAUGUCCAUGUGGAGCCUCAUAAGAAACAACUUCAUGUCACUUUGGCGUACCACUUCCAAACCAGUCACCUUCCAAUCCUGGAAAAGUUGGCCAAAACGGUGGAUGUGUCUUCCGGCUGUGACUGGCUGGCUGUGCUCUUCUCACGGGAUAUUCGGUUCGCUAAUCAUGAGACACUGCAAGUCAUGUACCCGUACGCGCCUCAGAAUGACGACGAGCUGGAGCUGAUGCCAGGAGACUUCAUCUUCAUGUCUCCGGUGGAGCAGAGCAGUGCCAGUGAGGGCUGGGUGUACGGCACCUCGCUGGCAUCGGGGCUGUCGGGCCUGCUGCCAGAGAACUACGUCAACCGCGCUGAUGAGUCCGACACCUGGGUCAUCCACGGGUCUCACUCGAUGCUCACCUGUGCCUCUCCAUCUAACUCUGGCAGCAGCGUGGCUGGGUUAUUAUAUGAUGGACAGCUCAAUGACAGUCUGUUUGACAGUCUCAUGGAUCCUCCCGGCCUCCCUGGCCUCCCUGGCCUCUGUCUUCCCAUGCAGGUGUCGAGGCCACCCAGUCAGUCGUCCCAGUCCAAGAUGAGACUGUUUGUGUGUCGCCAUGGCGAGAGGAUGGAUGUGGUGUUUGGGAAACACUGGAUCACUCAGUGCUUCGACACUAAAGGCCGAUACAUUCGAUCUAAUCUCAACAUGCCAUCCAGCCUGCCAGCUAGAACCGGAGGGCACCGAGAUUAUGAUAAGGAUUGUCCAAUUACUGUGUUUGGCUCCACCCAGGCCCGUCUUGUAGGUGAAGCCCUGUUGGAAAGCCAGACAAAAGUAAACUUUGUUUACUGCUCUCCGUCUCUUCGCUGCGUGCAGACAGCUCAGAACAUCCUGCAGGGUCUUCAGCUGGAGGGAAAGACAAAAAUCCGUGUGGAGCCUGGAUUGUUUGAGUGGACCAAGUGGGUUUCAGGCACAUGUUUACCCGUCUGGAUUCCUCCAGCCGAGCUGGCUGCUGCUAACCUGAGUGUGGACACAACAUACAGACCUCAUUUUCCCAUAAGUAAGUUGGCGGUGUCGGAGUCUUAUGACACCUACAUCAGCAGGAGCUUCCAAGUAGUCCAAAAGAUCCUGGCGGAGAGCAAGAACCUGGGAAACACGGUCCUGAUUGUGGCCCAUGCUUCCUCCCUGGAGGCUUGCACUCGCCAAAUACAAGGCCUCAGCCCCCAAAACUCCAAGGACUUUGUCCAAGUGGUCCGAAAGAUUCCUUACUUGGGCUUUUGUGCUUGUGAAGAAAUGGGAGAGACCGGGGUGUGGCAGCUGGUCGACCCACCCAUCUUGCCCCUGACACAUGGACCCAAUCACAGUUUCAACUGGAGGGAAAUGCUAAUGCAAGACUGAAGAAUUUGCUGCCUGGCUCUCUCUAUCUUUUGGCAGCUCUGAACUGCUGAAAAAUAUUUAUUUUUAACCCACCCUUUCUGCUAUAAAUUUAGCCCAACUACCAAAAAAAACACGUCUGGCUUCCGUCAAAGACAUCAUGCAAAAAAUAUAUUGCAAUUUUAUUCAGACGCACUGCUCAGGAAUGAGAAAAUACAGUCUGUAUUGAGAUCGCUGCAAAAAAUGAGCUACAGAUCGGGCGGCAGUCCCUUAACGUUCCAAUUCUUUGCCCAUAGCGGUGCUACAAGAACUGUGGACAUUUCUUGAUUGUUGAUGAUGAAUCAGGUUUUAUGCCACGAGAAGCUGUCACUUAGCUCUGUCUGUGGCUACUCCGCAGGCGGGACGGUUAAAGACUCUGUGUUCUGCCGCCUUCUCACACACUGUGACAAGAAAUAGAUGAGAAAGACUUGUACCACAGAAAUAUUUUUACAUGUGUCAGAAAUUAUUAUUUAACUCGUAGCUACGACCCUCCUGCAAAAAAAAGCACAAAAGAAAUGUUGACAAUCAGAUAGGGGAGAACUGAUCUUCAUUGUUUCUGGUGCUGAGGUGGGAAGUUUAUGAUACCUGUUUUAUUCCUGUAAAUGUCAUAUCAUUAAGUGGUUCUCCUGAGUUAACAUUUAUGUGCACACAUAAUUGUUUCACCUUCCUUUAAUGCAGUUUUGAUUGCCACCACAGGAGUAACCAAGUCAAUAUGACUUAAAAAAAUUAAUAUAAUGAAAUGCGGACUGCUGUCGGGUGCAUUGACUAAAACGUUUGUUUUUUUAAUCAUGACCCUGACAUUCUUUUAGCCUGAUAACCACACUGCUUUUCAAACACUUGUGCAUUUAAUUUGUUUUGGUUAUGUCAGAUGAUUUAAGUGCUUACCGUCUAUACCACUUACUUGUUGUAUGACUCAGAAGUUCUAUUGAUACUGAAUAAAGCAAGGUUGUGGAGUUAUGAAGGCCUGUAAAUAUAUGCCGGUGCCUUAUGUUCUGUAAAAAACAUGAUGUUUUAUGUAUGGGAAUUAAGGUUACUCUUUAUCUUUGGUUCCGAUUUACAUAAACAUCACAACAUUUGAACAACAUUUACAGCCCCACCUUUUUAACUCUAACCCACCAAAUUUGAAGACGUUUACAAUCUGUCUUGCAGCAGUUAAAAUGUGCACUUAAUGUUGAAAACAUACCUACCAAUAGGUUUGAUUGCCUUUAACUCUUACUCUACUGAGCACCAGUUGCAAUAUCUGUCACAUGCUGAAGAGCAGUAUUGAAAAAAUACAUUAGGGACAAAAUUAUAGACUUUUUUUUCUCAUUUUGACUUGUCAUAUCUUGAAAAGCACUGGUGGAAUUAUAAAACAUGAUGAUUAAGUUUCUUAAUAAGUUAUUCCAUACUGGAAUUUCCAGUGAACCUUAGUAUAUAGUUACCAUAUCCUCUAUUAACUGGAAUACAACCAUCAUAUUUUAAUUUUUUCAUUAAAUACACCUGUGUAUUUGUUUCUAUGGUAUUAGAUGGCAAAAUGUCUGCUUGGUUUAUCAGUUCUUCAGAAUCAAAAAACUACAAAUGAAUU